AUGGAGCACAAGGAGUCGCGUCUGGUGGCGAGAAAGUGGGGUGACAGCGUGGCGUGGGAGCAUGCGCUCGUGGAGAAGCGCCGCCACCCGCAGCAGGACGUCGGCUUCGGACUCUACGCCGCCUCUGCCUCCGGUGACGACUCCGGAGUCGUCAUCCCCGCCGGGGAGGUGGUCUACCGAGUCGUCGCCCGCUCGCACGCCAUCGCGAACGGCAAGGCCGCCUCCCGGGGCAGCCUCCAGAUGGGCUCCGACGUCCACGUCAACAGCGAGGGCUGGACCUGGGCCUUUCUCAACCACUCGUGCGCGCCCAACGUGCGGCUACUCUCAGUCACCACGGCCCGUGACUCCGACGACGGCGCGGCCACGGAGGUCGACUUCACGCUGGUGGCGCUCAAGAAUAUCGGUGCGGACGAGGAGCUCACCUUCAACUACCUGUCGACGGAGGAGGCCAUGGCCGCCCCGUUCGCUUGUGCUUGCGGCUCCGCGGCGUGCUUCCGCACAAUUCGCGGACUUGCGCACGCGGACACUUCCGAUGAGGCACGCCUGCGCGAUCUGGAGUGCGUGGUGGCUCCGCACUUGGCCAACUUGCUUGAGGCCAAGGUCCAGCAGGCUAGCGCAAAGAGCGUCAACUUGUAA
This is a messenger RNA of Acanthamoeba castellanii str. Neff, 636 nucleotides long. RefSeq lists its product as uncharacterized. Lineage: Eukaryota; Discosea; Longamoebia; Acanthamoebidae. The record is from RefSeq and is a predicted model, not a curated record. The transcript has a single exon. Bases 1 to 636 code for a protein of 211 amino acids. Gene Ontology annotation, molecular function: protein binding.